UGGAAAUAAUGCUUCCGAAUAUAAUGCCAAUGGUUCAAAAUUAUGAUUACAUAGGUACAUUCAUUCGCAAAACGAUAUAUAUAGAUGAAUAUACGUUUCCUGAGUCGGAAAUAGUGGAUACUGUUCAGAUGUUCGGAGGGGGUGUGGUUUUAUUCUCUCCUCCCACUCCGGAAAACUCACUCUUAUCGUCAUUAUUUUAAUUUUCUGUGACGUGGAGUCGAUUUCUUCCUUAAUUCCGUCUCAUGUGUCUAUGAAAGUGCACAGUGUUCCUGUCCCGGAUACAAUGAACACACCAAUUUCAAAGUAAUCGAUUUUUUCCAUUAUGAUUAUUACAAUUUUAAAAUCAUAAUAUCUGUCGGCGUACAUCGGAGAGGAGAGGUGAAUCUUCGGGCCUGGAAUCCGAAGAAUCCGACGAUCCGACAGGACAGAAAUGCAGGUUGCAGUAGGAAAUGUGUCGGCUGGCCGGCAGAAGAUGGUUUGUCUGAACUGGGUGUUGUUCCUGCUGGUGCUUCCGUCAUCAUGGGCGGUCAGCUACAAGCAUGGGGAUAACGUCACGUUGUACGUGAACAAAGUCGGCCCUUACCAUAACCCACAGGAGACUUAUCACUACUACACCCUGCCGGUGUGCAGGCCUGACGAGGUGCACCACAAGUCACUGAGCCUGGGCGAGGUUUUGGACGGCGACCGGAUGGCACAGUCUCUGUAUCACAUCGGCUUCCGGGAGAACGUUGAGAAGAAGACGCUGUGCCAGCUCACUCUCUCAGAGAAACAGGUGGACCAGCUUCGUGAGGCCAUCGAGGAGCUCUACUACUUCGAGUUUGUGGUGGACGAGAUUCCCAUCUGGGGGUUCGUCGGGUACAUGGAGGAGAGUGGCUUCCUGCCGCACAGUCACAAGGUUGGCUUGUGGACCCACCUUGACUUCAACAUCGAGUACAACGGCGACUCUGUGAUCUUCGCCAACGUCUCGGUGAAGGACGUCAAGCCCAUGCCCCUGGAGGAGGGGGGCGGGCUGGUGGCGGGGGGCGUGGGGGUGGGCGGGGCCGUGGGCGGCGGCAUCACGAUCACACACACGUACAGCGUGCACUGGUUCGAGUCCCCGCUGCCGUACGCGCGGCGUGGCGAACGCCUCCGCGACCACUCCUUCUUCCCCAAGACGCUGGAGAUCCAUUGGCUGUCAAUCAUCAACUCCUUGGUGCUGGUGGUGCUACUGUUGGGCUUCGUCAUCAUCAUCCUCAUGCGCGUGCUGAAGAACGAUUUUGCAAGGUACAACGUGGAGGAGGAGGGCCGAUGUGACGACCCGGACCAAGGGGACAACGGCUGGAAGAUCAUCCACACCGACGUCUUCCGGUUCCCCCCCUACAAAAGCCUUCUGUGUGCCGUGCUGGGAGUCGGAGCUCAGUUCCUCACCCUUGCCACAGCGAUUAUCGUCAUGGCGCUGCUGGGGAUGUUCAACGUGCAUCGCCACGGCGCCAUCAACUCUGCGGCCAUCGUGCUGUACGCCCUGACCAGCUGCGUGUCGGGCUACGUCUCUUGUGGCUUCUACACGCAGAUCCACGGCGAGCGAUGGGUCUGGAACAUCAUCCUCACCUCCAGCCUGUUCUCCGCGCCCCUGUUCCUGACGUGGAGCGUGGUGAACUCGGUCCACUGGUGGAGCGGCUCCACCCAGGCCCUGCCGGCCAGCACAGUGCUGCUGCUGCUGGGGGCCUGGAUCUUGGUGGGCUUCCCCCUCACCGUCAUCGGGGGCAUCGUGGGCAAGAACCGCGCGGGCAGCUUCCAGGCGCCGUGCCGCACCCGCAACAUCGCCCGGCAGAUCCCCACGCAGCCCUGGUACAAGCACGCCACGGUGCACAUGGCCAUCGGGGGCUUCCUGCCCUUCAGCGCCAUCUCGGUGGAGCUCUACUACAUCUUCGCCACCGUGUGGGGUCGGGAACACUACACGCUGUACGGCAUCCUGCUCUGCGUCUUCGCCAUCCUGCUGUCGGUGGGCGCCUGCAUCUCCGUGGCCCUCACCUACUUCCUGCUGUCGGGAGAGGACUACCGCUGGUGGUGGCGGAGCGUGCUGAGCGCGGGCUCCACGGGCCUCUUCAUCUUCGUCUACUCGGUCUUCUACUACCGCAACCGGUCCUCCAUGAGCGGGCUGGUCCAGAGCGCGGAGUUCUUCGGGUACUCGCUGCUCACGGCGCUGGUGUUCUCGCUCAUGCUGGGCACGGUGUCGUUCUGGGCCUCGCUCACCUUCAUCCGCUACAUCUACCGCAGCCUCAAGAUGGACUAGGGGGACGGCGCAUCAGCCUUUUGGGGUUCUGUACACCGAGGGGGACAACAAAUAAAACAAGUGGUUUGAUAGCCGCUCAUCUUUACCGAUGACAAAUGCAUCAGCAACUUCCACGUGGUCUCCAAGUGCAAGAUACAGAACCUGAUGAAGGUAAAGGACAGGAAUCAGAGGCCUUUCAGGUUGAUUAGGUAGAUAAGUAACAUGACAUAUCAGCACUAGGGUACUAUUUAGAUUUAUGGUUGGACAUUUGAAGGAGAGUGGGCACCUGGAACGUUCUGUAUUUAAGGAAAUGAAAUAGGGGCUAUUUAACGUUCGAUAAGGGAUUGUGUCACCGUCAAGAACAAAUGAAAUGUGUACAUGUGACUGUUUAUAUAUUCUAUGAGGCAGACUUUCAGGUUUGGCACCAACUGCUGCACCAGGCACUGCUGGGCCAUGCAUAAAAUAUGAUUUAAAUGAGCCUUCCAAUUCUUUUACCGGCUUUAAAAAGGGUACCAAGGAAGUGAGCUCACAGGGCCCAGCAGUGCUACGGCAGGGUCUGAUGCUUAGCAAAAUGCUGGUGGCGAUGGCAUCGAUAAUGCGAGCAGUUUGGUCGUAUGGUGUUCCUUUGUUGACCUAGACUGUUGUAAAUAUACAAUCUUUUCAAUAAAAAGCUUUUUGUUAAUAUAGAAUGUUAA
Gadus morhua (Atlantic cod) is the source of this 2946-nucleotide messenger RNA. It is a transcript of the gene tm9sf1, whose product is annotated as transmembrane 9 superfamily member 1. Gene Ontology annotation, cellular component: membrane. NCBI's taxonomy places the organism in Eukaryota, Metazoa, Chordata, Actinopteri, Gadiformes, Gadidae. Gene Ontology annotation, biological process: protein localization to membrane. The coding region runs from base 431 to 2272 and encodes 613 amino acids. The record is from RefSeq and is a predicted model, not a curated record. The transcript is spliced from 9 exons.